Messenger RNA from Oryzias latipes (Japanese medaka), 1039 nucleotides. Its product is annotated as eukaryotic translation initiation factor 4E-1A. The record is from RefSeq and is a predicted model, not a curated record. Gene Ontology annotation, biological process: translational initiation. Gene Ontology annotation, molecular function: RNA 7-methylguanosine cap binding; translation initiation factor activity. Gene Ontology annotation, cellular component: cytoplasm; eukaryotic translation initiation factor 4F complex. NCBI's taxonomy places the organism in Eukaryota, Metazoa, Chordata, Actinopteri, Beloniformes, Adrianichthyidae.
UCAUCAAUCACCUGCGCAUGCGUAUUGAAGUGCCGCAAUUAGCUAUUUUAACAGACGCAAAAUCUCUGCGAGAGGAAUUCCAGAAGAUGGCGACCGCCGUAGUGGUGUCCACUUCGAUUCCUGGAAACCUCGAGGAAAAAAGUGAAAUAAGCAACGGAAAGAUCGGGAAUCCUGAGGCUUGCAUCAAACAUCCCUUACAGAACAGGUGGACUCUUUGGUUUUUCAAGAAUGACAAAAGCAAAACCUGGCAGGCCAACCUUCGUCUCAUCUCUACGUUUGACACAGUUGAGGAUUUCUGGGCGUUAUACAAUCAUAUUCAACUGUCAAGUAACUUGAUGUCUGGCUGUGACUACUCUCUGUUUAAGGAUGGGAUUGAACCCAUGUGGGAGGAUGAAAGGAAUCGGCGUGGGGGCCGCUGGCUCAUCACCCUGUCCAAACAGCAACGGAAAAUGGAUCUGGACCGGUUCUGGUUGGAGACGCUUUUGUGUCUCGUGGGCGAAGCCUUUGAUGAUCACAGCGAUGAUGUUUGUGGAGCCGUCAUCAACAUCCGAGCCAAAGGAGAUAAAAUAGCAAUAUGGACCACAAACUGUGAAAACAAAGAGGCCAUCACACAGAUUGGUCGAGUUUAUAAGGAGAGGUUAGGCGUUCCACCCAAAGUGAUCAUCGGGUACCAGUCCCACGCAGACACGGCUACAAAGAGCAGCUCCACAACCAAGAACAAGUUUGUUGCUUAAAGGUUUUGGGUUUGUCUUCUUUCCUUGUUUUGUUUUUUUCAAAGUAACUGAAAGUUUAUUCACCAAAAGCCUUUUCUAAAAUGGAACAAGUCUUGCCUUUACUUUGUCAGAACAUUUGUUUGUGGUGAGAAUACAAUAAAAAAAUAGUAGGUGUAAAAUCCUAAUGAUUGACUUCAUCAUGGGAUAGAAAUGUAAGCAGUUUAUUGGAGGUGAUUCAUUUGUGUUCCAACAAUUCUCUCAGUUUUUACCUUUUUAAGUUGUUUAUGGAGAAUUGCUUAAUAAAGGUACAUGAAUUAUUUCUGCAA